AUCCACUAUCGAUAGGUAUCCCUGCUAUCGAUAACACGAAAAUGAGCUCCGAUAUUUUGUAGAGCUGGUGGUACGAUGGAAGUCGCUACGUCUCCUAUAAUUUACAAUUGAAUGCUUCUUCCUCUUGAAACCAUGCAAGGGAUCAAUGUUUUCGGUCAUAUACCUGUCCUGUGAUAAUUCUACACCAAAAAAAGAAACGCCGUGAGCGGAAUCACCUAAGACCGGCCUAUUAAGCGAGCAUUAGGGUACUUCCCCCUAUUGGAGAGAUGGCUGUCGAAGACCUGGAGCAAUGGGUCGGCGACUUCAGCGUCCUCAUGCAAAAAUUCCCGGCCGGUGAUUUCGUUUACCUCUUCUACCCCCUCGUAUGCAUCGUCGUCGGCGGUACCAUCCUAUAUUUCACCCACACCGACUACUGGGAGAAGCCGAAACGAUACUCUGUUCCACCCCCUAAACAGGCUGAUGAGGUUAAAAUUCUUGACGACCCGACCAUCAAGGUCUCAGGUACCACAGCCAUCCAAUGCUAUAUGCCCGCCACCGGUCAAUUCUUGGGCUUCGUCAAUCCUUCCACACCUGCCGGCAUUGAUCGUGCCAUAGAGCAAGCUGCCGCAGCCCAAGAGAAAUGGGCCAAAACAACCUUCAGCGAGCGACGGGCAGUGCUGCGUUCCAUGUUGCAAUAUGUGCUCGAUAACCAGGAGUCGAUCUGUCGCGUGAGCUCCAUGGAUUCGGGCAAGACGAUGGUGGAUGCUAUGCUUGGCGAGAUCAUGGUCACGGCCGAGAAACUCGAAUGGACCAUCAAACACGGCGAGAAAGCCCUCCGCCCGAGCAGACGUCCGACGAAUCUUCUCAUGACCUACAAGAAGAACACGGUACACUACGAACCUCUCGGCGUGGUAGCGGCGCUAGUUAGCUGGAACUACCCAUUUCACAAUCUAAUUGGUCCGAUCAUCAGCGCCAUCUUCGCUGGCAACGGCAUCGUCGUCAAGGUUAGCGAACAGACUUGUUGGAGCGCCGCCUACUACACAAGCAUCGCGCGUGGUGCCCUCGUCGCUCACGGCCACGACCCCCAGCUCGUCCAGUCCGUCGUCUGCUGGCCUCAAACCGCUUCGCAUCUAACCAGCCACCCGGGGAUCAGUCAUCUUACCUUCAUCGGCAGCAGGCCCGUCUGCCACCACGUUGCCGCCAGCGCCGCCAAAGCCCUAAUCCCCGUCGUCGCAGAAUUAGGGGGUAAGGACGCCGCUAUGAUCCUCGACUCCGCCGAGAAAGACCUAGACAGGAUCGUCGAGAUCCUCAUGCGCGGCACCUUCCAGGCCUCAGGUCAGAACUGCAUUGGCAUCGAGCGCAUCAUCGCCGCCCCAGGCGUCUACGACAAGCUCGUCUCCAAACUCGAGCCGCGCGUCAAGGCAUUACGUCUCGGAACCGACAAGGACGUCGGAGCUAUGGUCUCCUCCGCCUCAUUCGCGCGCUUUGAAUCCCUCGUCGCCGACGCCGUAAGCCGCGGCGCGCGUCUCCUCGCCGGCGGAAAGCGGUACAUCCACCCAGAGCACCCACAAGGUUUCUACUUCACCCCAACCCUCCUCGUAGACGUAACCCCCGACAUGGCCAUCGCAAACGAGGAGUGUUUCGGGCCCAUAAUGACAAUCCUGCGCUCCCCCUCUUCCUCCGCAACCGACAUCCUCAAGCUCGCCAACGCCCCGGACUUCGGUCUCGGCGCCUCCGUCUACGGGCGGGACUCGGACCCCGCGCUCGCGCAAAUCGUCAAGGGGGUUCGCGCAGGCGGCGUCGCCGUCAACGACUUCGCCGUGUUCUACGCCGUCCAGCUGCCCUUCGGCGGCGUCGGGGGUUCCGGAUACGGCCGCUUCGCUGGCGAGGAAGGCCUGCGUGGUCUGUGUAAUCCGAAGAGCGUGUGUGAGGACCGCUUGGCUUGGCUCGGUGUGAGGACGGCGAUACCCCCGCCUGUGAGGUAUCCUGUUAAGAGCCAGGACCGAGGGUGGAGGUUUGUCAGGGGCGUGGUGGGGGUUGGGUAUGCGGUGAAGGUCGUCGAUAAGGUUAGGGCUUUGGGGGAGCUUUUGGGGAAUAGUUGAGAGGGGGAAA
Annulohypoxylon maeteangense is the source of this 2091-nucleotide messenger RNA. Its product is annotated as ALDH-like protein. The transcript has 2 exons. The record is from RefSeq and is a predicted model, not a curated record. The coding region runs from base 267 to 2081 and encodes 604 amino acids. Lineage: Eukaryota; Fungi; Ascomycota; Sordariomycetes; Xylariales; Hypoxylaceae. Gene Ontology annotation, molecular function: aldehyde dehydrogenase (NAD+) activity.